Monomorium pharaonis (pharaoh ant) is the source of this 895-nucleotide messenger RNA. Its product is annotated as peptidyl-prolyl cis-trans isomerase 6-like. The coding region runs from base 169 to 882 and encodes 237 amino acids. Gene Ontology annotation, cellular component: intracellular membrane-bounded organelle. The transcript has 5 exons. The record is from RefSeq and is a predicted model, not a curated record. Lineage: Eukaryota; Metazoa; Arthropoda; Insecta; Hymenoptera; Formicidae. Gene Ontology annotation, biological process: protein folding; protein peptidyl-prolyl isomerization. Gene Ontology annotation, molecular function: peptidyl-prolyl cis-trans isomerase activity.
UUGACGACAGCGCAAAUCGCGGGCAGACGCGCGGCUUCUGCACGUUCUUCUUGCAUCGUCUUCAGAUCGCUGCAUCGUAAUCGUGAUUACGGGUUAAUAAUCGAUUUAAAAAAAUUAUUCUGCAACAUCUGUAUCUUAGGACAACAUUCGAAACGAAAUCAUAAAAGUAUGAAGUGCCUAUUGACAAUCACCGUUCUCAUGGUUAUUUCUUCAGUCAUUGAGGCAGAAACAUACAGAGUCACCGAUCAAGUCUACUUUGAUAUCAUGAUUGAUAACAAUCCAGCCGGUAGAAUUAUUAUUGGCUUAUUUGGUGAUAUUGCACCAAAAACAGUAAAGAACUUCAUCACUUUUGCUACAACAGGUGUAGCAGGAAAAAAGUAUGCAGGAACUAAAUUCCAUCGCGUGAUAAAGAAGUUCAUGAUUCAAGGUGGCGACGUUGAAAACGGCGAUGGCACUGGUUCUAUUAGUAUUUAUGGCAAAUAUUUUGAUGACGAAACUUUUGAGGUCAAGCACAGCGGACCAUUGUUUGUCAGCAUGGCAAAUGCUGGAAAGAACACCAAUGGUUGUCAGUUUUUCAUUACCACUAUAGCAACUCCUUGGUUAGACGAUCAUCAUACGGCAUUUGGAAAAGUGAUUGACGGUGAAGCUAUAGUUUUCAAGAUCGAGCAGACCAAAACAGACAGCGAUGACAUUCCGCUCGUGCCUGUAAUAAUCUACGAUAGCGGAAUUCUUCCAACGGAACCAUUUACUAUAUCAGAUAAUCCUACGAGUAAUCUAACAUUGAUUGUAUGGGCGUGGAUUAAGGCGACUUGCGUACCAUUGGGAUUUAGUUUCUCGAUACUCGCGGUUUUCCAUUAUAUGAUGAAACAGUUAGAUGUCUAAGCAUCAAUCUUGA